Molecule: messenger RNA, 4335 nt
Organism: Linum trigynum
Lineage: Eukaryota; Viridiplantae; Streptophyta; Magnoliopsida; Malpighiales; Linaceae
Source: the annotation of a GenBank genome assembly
UCUUUUCUUCUUUCUUUUUGGGUUUCUUCAUAUUAGAUUUAUCUUUUUUGGGUUUUGGUUUGCUUCUUAUUUAACCCUACCCCUUCUCUCUCCCCCAUUCCUCUCAGCCUCCUUCCUUCCUUCCUCUCUUUCUUUUCCCUUUCCACCUGCGCAGCUUGUUCUUUCCAUUCUUUUGCGUUCCUCGGGAUCUGAUCUUUCACUUCUUUGCUCUUUUGGGACGAAUAUUUAGAUACAGUCCUUGCUUGCUAGUUCCUCACAAGAGUUUCUUUCUGGUUUAGGGUUCAAGCUAAGUCCCGAGGAACAAUAUAUAGCGAGCUGCUACCUUUUUUCUUCUUCAUCCAUCAGGCUUAUCGAUCGUCUUGUUUGGAACCAGAUCUAGAAUAAGGAAGGUGGUGUUUUCCUGGCUUGCUUUAGGGCGAUCCAAGCUUCUCGACGUACGUACGUACCAAAAUAUCAUCUAAGGUUGGCUAUUUCUAUACCUUCUCACUAUCUUCAACUUCUUCUUCGCUUAUUAAAGGUGAUGACCAUCGCCAUGUUUAUUCUAAUUCAUAUAUAUGUGGAGUUAGCUAGAUCACAGAGUUCACGACUUACUUUCUGGAUAGUCAUUCAUGUCAAUCUCUUAGUUUCUUCUCUUUCCUUUUCUUUACUUCUCAUCUGUCCUUAGUUAGUUUAGUUUGGAAGUAACAGGCAAGACACGUAGACACAUAUAUAUAUAUAACCUUAUUUUCUUGUCUUAAGUAAAUAUGGAAGAUGAUUGUUUGUCCAUAUGGAUAUGUUCAUGCAGCCAAUAUUCUCUUAGUUGUGAGUUCGCAAUUUUCUUUGGUUUGCUUUGAAAUGCAUUUAUUUCAUAUAAACUGAUAAACCACUUUCAUUUCUACCUCAUUUCUUUUCGCAAUCGCAUUCCUUCUUUACCUUUAGCUAGUACGUACAACAGUUGGAAGUGUUUAUGCUUAGGCCAUACUCUUCAUAUGGUCCAGUCCAGGUUCGGUUUCAUACAUGUUUGUUUGUCUGUUUGUUUUACUUUUAAUUUUUUUUUUUGUUUGUAAAUUGUAAUGAACAUGUCUGGUAGUUAAGUGUGGCAUGAUGAAUACCUCCAGUUAGUGCGUUUUUCUCAGAUGGAUAAAGCCUUCUAAUAGUUUCUUUCUUUUACGGAAGACAAUUAUGUAAGCCUAGUGAUAAGAAAAACUAAUUGGUCUCCACUCUCUAGCUAGCUAGUUCUACCAUGAAUGCAACAAUAUAUAUAUAUAAUUAAGAAUAUUUAUGGUAUUGAUUAUGUAUUGAUGAAAACACUAUGAUAUAAUUAUAAAUUUAUUUGAGAAUUUUAGCUUUUGAGAGUUUUGGCAGGGGUGUCCACCACGCUUGCGCUGGCUAUUUCGAUGCCCUUCUCUUUGUUUUUGUUCUAAUUUUGUUUUAUUUGUUCUUCUUCUCCUUGUCUCGGGUGUGCAGGGGUUUUUCGGUUUACCUAGCACCUUUUUUUCCUGUCUUUCUGGUCAGCACUCCUUGUGCUACUGUUUUUCUUUCUUCUCUUUGUACUGACUUUCUUUCGUUUUAUUUCAAUUCAACCAUCACCAUUAUAAAAAAUAAUUAUAAACUUAUAAUGUGACUAACAGUAUGGAUGAAUGAUUGUGAAAAACAAACAUACUGUACUUUCUCGAGUUUGAUAUGAAAGGAAAUUCAUGUGAUGAGUUUGUUCAUAUAUAUAUAAUGCUUGCUAUUGUAAUUAGAAGUUCAGCUAAUGAAAAAUAUCCAAAUGUCAAAAGCUAUAUAUGUUCUUCUUUAGAGGCAGCCAAUGAAUGUCGGAAAAUUCUAAUUCAUUAGACUAUCUAUUGCGUGAUUAUUUUGAGAUGAGCCUCUACUAUUAGUGAAUUACGUUAUGUCUUUUCAAACACGAUAUUGAUUCCAAAAAAUUUAAAAACUGCUAUGAACCUAAUAUCGUUCUUAAAAUAUUGCUACAGUACCGAUCACUAAACAAAUUAUGUUAUGAUCGCACGUCAUUACGGUUAUGUUUGCUAAUCCAUGUAUUUAGUGAAAUUAUAGAUGCUUUUAUGUUGGCACACACACAAUUAUUUUGUAGAACCACUACCACACUUGAUUAUUUUCCUUUCAUAUUAGGUGUGCGCAAUCCCUACAAACAUGGAGCAUGCAAUUAAUUCGUUAACACCAUCUUUGUGUUGUAUGUCAAUUUGUGAAACCUCAUAGACAUGCUUCUUCUUCUCUAAUCUUCUCGUUAGUCUCUUGAUAAUCAUCCAAUAAUUCCUCUAAUGUACAUAUUCUUCAACAUUUGUGAGAUCUCAUAUGCUCCUUCUUUGAUUAGCUUUGUGUGCAGAGGGACAGUUGCGGGCUUUGAAAUGAAUACCUUUUCACAUGUUCCCCCGGGCUUUAGGUUCCACCCAACAGAUGAAGAACUUGUUGAUUAUUAUCUGAGGAAAAAAAUCGCUUCCAAACGAAUUGAUCUGGAUGUCAUCAAAGAUGUUGAUCUUUACAGGAUUGAGCCAUGGGAUCUCCAAGAGUUGUGCAAGAUCGGGACUGAAGAACAAAAUGAGUGGUACUUCUUUAGCCACAAGGAUAAGAAGUAUCCAACUGGAACUCGGACCAACCGAGCUACAAAAGCUGGGUUCUGGAAAGCCACAGGUAGAGACAAGGCUAUAUAUUGUCGACAUAGCUUGGUUGGAAUGCGAAAGACUUUGGUCUUCUACAAAGGAAGAGCUCCUAAUGGGCAGAAAUCAGAUUGGAUCAUGCAUGAGUAUCGACUCGAGACAAAUGAGAAUGGAGCUCCUCAGGCAAAAGGAUGGGUCGUUUGCAGGGUGUUUAAGAAGCGACUACCCACAAUUAGGCGAAUAGGAGAGUAUGAAUCACCAUGUUGGUAUGAUGAUCAAGUUUCUUUCAUGCAAGAGCUUGAUUCUCCUCGACAGAUUCCUCAUCACCAACAUCAACAACCUUAUCUAUCACCAUCAUCCUCUUAUCUUCAUCACCAGCAUCAGCGUUACUUGCACUGCAAGCAAGAGGUGGAUCAGUUGCAAUACAACAUGUCUCAAAGCCAUCAUCAACACCACCACAACCUCGAGUCUUUCCUCCAGCUUCCCCAACUCGAAAGCCCUAAACUACCAAGCAAUGCAAACUGCAACAACUCAUCUUCAUCUAUGGUUCCCAACUACUCCUAUGAAAAGACUGUACUCCUGCAAGAGGAACUACUCACCCAACAAAGUCAUCAACAACAUCAUCAUCACUUGAGUUCUGUUUACAAUAGCAACGCGACAGAUGAUCAAGAGCAAGCGGUGGCAACUGAUUGGAGAGUUCUUGACAAGUUUGUUGCAUCUCAGUUGAGCCAUGAAGUUGCUAGUGCUUCCAAGGAAGCUAAUAACAACAACAACAACUACCCAAACACCCCAUCAUCUUCAUCCUCCUUUCAAGUGGCUGAUGAGCAACAUAUGAAUGUUGCUACCAAUGAUGACUCCAAGAGGUCAGAAAUGUUGCAUGAGUUUGCUACCAAUGAUGACUCCAAGAGGUCAGAAAUGUUGCAUGAGUAUGCCUCAACCUUGACCUCUGACAGCCAGAUUGAUCUUUGGAAGUGAUCAUGUACUACAUAAGCACAUAUAAAGCAUAUACAUUACCAGAAGACUGGACCAGAUGGAUGCAUACUAAUAUAACUACAGACUAUUAGGCGUAUAGCAACCCAUAGUAAGCGUGCAUAUAUGGCUACUUAUAUGAUUUGGACAUAUAGAGUGUGCCAUUUGGUAUUUGAUUCAUUAAUGUUAUGAACUAAAGUAUAUAUAUACACUUGUGUAGCUACUUGGUAAGGACUAAGAAGGGGCCAAAACCACUAAUCUUAUAAUAAGGUAGUAUAUUUUACUAUUGGCCGGUGUGAGUUUUUUUUUUUUAAUCAAGAAGAGACAUACUAUAUAUGUAUUUACUAUUGGUGUACCGAUGUUGGAUCACCUUAUGUGUAAUUUUUUCCCUUCAAGUUUUGAAUGAAGGCUCAUAUAUAUAAUUACUGGCCCAGCCACUUAUUUCUAUCACUAAUCAUAUUCUUGUAGGCAUAAUUUUAUAAUUAUCGAUCUCAUUGUCACUAAACUAUAGUAAGGUGACUGAUUGUUGAUAUCAUGGAAUUCUAUGGACCAUAUACAUGAUGGACCAGCAUGCAUGCCUAUGACACAGAGACGUAAUAAGACCGUCCACAACAUUUCAAACUGAAUUCACGAAAAAAACAAACAAGGAAAAGAAAGAAAGUUCCCUUUCCUUGUCAUAUGUAGCUUUGUUUCUCUUCUAAGUUAAUAUACGUACUUGCUUCACUAAUACCCUAAACAAUGUAUGAAGUAAUGAAGAUAAAGCCGUCUG